UUAGUUCGGUUUAUUUAUCAGUUUUCGGUUCGGUUAUUAGCAUUAUAACAACCAGUGCUGGUCUGUCUUCCCCGCAAUCGCAAGUCCAGCAGCCGCAAAAAGCCCCAAAGUCUCACUCUGCUCUACGGCGAAAAGGUAAGAGUGAAGAACAAAAGUCGGUAGAAAGAUGAACAAGAAGGAAGUAUUUAAGCUAGCCAAAGGUUUCAGAGGAAGAGCAAAGAACUGCAUCAGGAUCGCUAGAGAAAGGGUGGAAAAAGCGCUUCAGUAUUCUUACAGAGACAGACGUAACAAAAAGCGCGACAUGCGCUCCCUUUGGAUAGAACGCAUUAAUGCCGGCACUCGCGUACACGGUGUGAAUUACGGUAACUUCAUGCAUGGACUUGUGAAAGAAAACAUUCAGCUAAACAGGAAGGUUCUGUCUGAGCUGUCAAUGCAUGAACCGUAUAGUUUUAAGGCCCUCGUUGAUGUUUCACGCACUGCUUUCCCUGGAAACAAGAACGUAACAUCGGCUCCAAAGAAGGAAGGUCUUUCGAUUUUGGUUUGAUUACAACUUUCGUGUUAUUUUUACUUUAAAAACCUUGUUUUAGACCUGGUCAAGAGUACCAAACACAACUUCCUGCCAUAAUAUAUUAAUAUCCUAAAUAAGUCUCCAGAUCCCCCUUCUUGAAACA
Helianthus annuus (common sunflower) is the source of this 671-nucleotide messenger RNA. RefSeq names its product 50S ribosomal protein L20. Gene Ontology annotation, molecular function: rRNA binding; structural constituent of ribosome. The record is from RefSeq and is a predicted model, not a curated record. Gene Ontology annotation, cellular component: ribosome. The transcript is spliced from 3 exons. The coding region runs from base 167 to 544 and encodes 125 amino acids. Gene Ontology annotation, biological process: translation; ribosomal large subunit assembly. NCBI's taxonomy places the organism in Eukaryota, Viridiplantae, Streptophyta, Magnoliopsida, Asterales, Asteraceae.